AGAGAGUCAAAAUGGGAAAACAUUUUGAGUUGGUCAAGCCUUUUAAUAUGGUAUUUACAUUAGUAUAAAUUGUCUAUUCAUGAUAGUGGACAAAACAGAGUCUGAGAAAAGGGGUUUUACUUGACAAAUCAAAUCAAUAGUCCAUUGAAAGAGUUCAUCUUCUAUGGUCAACAUGCUUAUCCUCAUCAAACAUUAAAACUGUAAAACCUUGAAAUUGUAUCUGAUUGAUUGUUGAAAAUCACGAACAUUGAAAAUCUAUGGCAAAACCCAAAUAGAACCUCGAAACUUGAUCAAAAGCAAUUCACUGAGCUUAACCAUUAUUAGCCAUUAUAAUCAGCCAUUAUUAAUAACCAUUAUUGUUGUAUAUUUGGUAAGAGGAAACCGUUAAUAUGUUAACAGUAACUUCAAUUGCCUAAAGCUAUUAACGGUCAACAGAGCAUUAAAUUGAGAAGCCAAAGCUUGUGAUUACUUUUUUCUGGUCAAUUCAAGACCUUAAAGGUUCUUUCCUAUUUGUUCAUGUAAACAAUCCACAUGACAUUUAAUUGAAAAUAAUAAUAAAUAACGAUUAAGUCUAUUUUCAGAUUCAGUGUUUUACUUCAUUACAUCUUUUGCCCUCAACCAGGUCAAUGUAAAUCAAGUUAACCAAUUGAUUUAAAAUUAAAAAACUAAAAACUCGACCAUCAAUACUUGUUUGGGUUACAUUUUGUUUCAGGUUAAUCGGGUUUUGAUACAAUUUAACCCAAUUUUUAGUCCUUUCAUUUUUGAAGGGCAUUUUUGAUCCAUUUGAAGCCAGUUUAAGACCAACUUUAAAUUUGAAAAGUCGACUUUUCCAUUGCUUUCUCAGAUUUCCAGUCAAUCAAAUUCAAAUCGUUGAAAUUUAAAUUGUGCAUCAAUCAUGGUUUGCCUAGUAGAUAGAGUUUACUUGUUAAUUUCAUUUGUGAUCAUCUUCCUCUGUUUACCUUCAAUUGAAUUGAUUAACGCAAGUUCAUACAAAUUAUCUCUCCCCAAUGGAAUGCAUGCAAAUCUUAAAUUACCAACAUUUUAUUCAAGUUAUUUACCUAAACCAAUUCCGUAUACAAUUAAAUUACCCCAUUCAAUUGCAAAGGAUAUUUUCCCUAAUUAUGCAAUUAGAAUUGCUUCAUUUGGUAAACCUCAUUUUCCAGUAUUUCGCAUUGGUACCAGUGAAUAUACAGAUGCUCAGCGUUUAGGCGUUUUGCCCAAUUCUUAUCCUCGUGAAGAACCAGGAGCUGUUCAAUUGAAAUCAUUUCACCCAAUAUUUCCAAACUCAUACAGAUACACCAAGGUACAUUAUCCUGGAGCCUUUGAUUUAGCGUGAACAAAAGGAGGCUAAAAUUAUCACAUUUCAAAUGGAAACUAAAGAAACUUCAUCUUCGUCUUGUCUCACUUUUUACUAUCAUUCCCAGCAACCAAUCAAUUCUCACUUUUCCUUUGUUUAUCUUCAAACUUGCUCUUCUUUUCAUCACUUUUUUACACCAAAAUCAUUCCAGUUAAUGGAUUCUUUUUCAUCAUCAUUAUCAUCCCAUUAUUACCAACAAUGUUCCAGCAAAAUGAACAAACAAAGAAAGACAGAAAACAUGAAACAACAAAUUGAUACUCUAUUUGGUUGCAGGAUUAUUCAAGUUGAUUCAAGAGUCAAAAUGCAGGUCAAUCAAGAUGAACUUUUGGCUGAAAAUAAUUUUCCAAUUUUCCUGCCAAUUUGAUGGUCUUUCAAUCAAAUUGCCUUUGUAAACUCGAACUCGCCCAACGUCAUAACAAAACUCGUCAUUUGAU
This is a messenger RNA of Tetranychus urticae (two-spotted spider mite), 1791 nucleotides long. Lineage: Eukaryota; Metazoa; Arthropoda; Arachnida; Trombidiformes; Tetranychidae. The record is from RefSeq and is a predicted model, not a curated record.